AUGGCAUCAGAAAACUGUGGCAAUUGUAACAAUAAACUUUCUAAAACCGGAGACUAUGCAUCGUGCUCAUCCUGUAGCAGAGGCUUCCACUUUGAAAGAUGCAGUGUGAAGAAGCAAACUUGGACAUCCAUGGGCGCUAAGCAGUCUACUUGGGUAUGUACUAUUUGUAGAAAGAAUAAAAAAGGUUCUACAUCCCAAAAUGAAGAUGAAGACGCACUUCCCCAAGCAAACCCGGAUGACGAUUUAGAGGUUAGUAGCCUAGGUGUUCAGAUGUCUAUCCUCGCCAAAGUAACGGCCCUCAUGGACAUGAAGGGAAAACUCGACAGUAUAGAGUCAUCUAUGAAGUUUCUCGCUGAAAAGUAUGACUCAUUGCUGGAUGAGGUCGUCGAACUUCGAGCUGAAAAUAAAGAGCUUAAAGCCGAAGUUAACACCCUUAAGUCAAAUGGUCAAGCUUCCAGAGAAGCAGUUGACAAGCUGAACACCAAGGUGGCAGAACUUUCAGCUGAUAUUGCCGACCUGGACCAAUACGGUAGAAGGCUAAACCUAGAAAUACAUGGGCUGAAAGUGGAAGGAAACUCAGCACAAGAAAAUCUUGCAGAGGUGCUACAGAAGGUGGCCAAAGACAUCCAUGUGGACUACCAGCCUUCCCAAGUUCAUCAGGCACAUCGUCUACAACCUCGUAAAGACUGCAACCCACCCACCAUCAUCGUCCAAUUCUAUUCAAAGACUAUAAGAGACAAGUGGCUGCACAGUGGGAGAAAAGCAAAAAUCAGCGGAGUUUAUUUCAACGAGAGUCUUUCGGGUUAUCAUAGGCUGUUACUCAAAGACGCUAAGCUAAGAGCCAGAAAACAUGGCUACGCUUUUGUUUGGUUUAGUGGCGGGAGAGUAUUGGUGAAAAAGGGAGAAACCAGUCAAAAAGUUCUGGUCAUCAAGUCUAGAGACGACCUAAAAAAGAUAAACUAG
This is a messenger RNA of Homalodisca vitripennis (glassy-winged sharpshooter), 963 nucleotides long. RefSeq lists its product as uncharacterized. The coding region runs from base 1 to 963 and encodes 320 amino acids. Lineage: Eukaryota; Metazoa; Arthropoda; Insecta; Hemiptera; Cicadellidae. The record is from RefSeq and is a predicted model, not a curated record. The transcript has a single exon.